CCGCGGCUGCCCCCGGCCCCGCCGCCCCCCAGACCCCCGGGACCCGCUCGCAUCGGCUACUACGAGAUCGAGCGCACCAUCGGCAAGGGCAACUUCGCCGUCGUGAAGCUGGCCACGCACCUGGUGACCCGGGCCAAGGUUGCUAUAAAGAUAAUUGAUAAGACACAGCUGGAUGAAGAGAAUCUGAAGAAGAUAUUUAGAGAAGUUCAGAUCAUGAAGAUGCUCUGCCAUCCACAUAUCAUCAGGUUAUAUCAGGUUAUGGAGACAGAGAGGAUGAUUUAUCUAGUGACAGAGUAUGCUAGCGGAGGGGAAAUAUUUGAUCACCUGGUGGCCCACGGGCGCAUGGCGGAGAAGGAAGCUCGGAGAAAGUUCAAGCAAAUCGUGGCUGCUGUCAACUUCUGUCACUGCCGUAACAUAGUCCACAGAGAUCUCAAAGCAGAAAAUCUUCUUCUGGAUGCUAACCUUAACAUCAAAAUAGCAGACUUUGGGUUCAGUAACAUCUUCACACCCGGCCAGCUGCUAAAAACGUGGUGUGGGAGUCCUCCCUAUGCUGCCCCGGAGCUCUUCGAGGGGAAGGAAUACGAUGGGCCCAAGGUUGACAUUUGGAGUCUCGGCGUGGUGCUGUACGUGUUGGUCUGUGGUGCUCUGCCCUUUGAUGGGAGCACGCUGCAGAAUCUGCGUGCCAGGGUGCUCAGCGGGAAGUUUCGCAUUCCGUUCUUCAUGUCCACAGAAUGUGAACAUCUGAUCCGCCACAUGCUGGUCUUGGACCCGAGUAAGCGGCUCUCGAUGGACCAGAUCUGCAAGCACAAGUGGAUGAAGCUUGGGGAAGCCGAUGCAGAGUUUGAUAGGCUGAUAGCAGAGUGUCAGCACCUGAAGACAGAGAGGCAGAUGGAGCCACUGAACGAGGAUGUGUUGUUAGCAAUGGCAGAAAUGGGGCUGGACAAGGAACGCACAAUUCAGUCAUUAAGAGCUGAUGCUUAUGAUCACUACAGUGCAAUCUACAGCUUGCUCUGUGACCGUCUGAAGAGGCACAAGAAUCUGCGCAUUGCCCCGUCUCCAAGCAUACCACGGACAGUCACCUUCCCCACCUCUGCUAACAUCCAGACAGAACAGGCAGGCAAUACCAUGAACAUCAACGUGCCACAAGUCCAGCUCAUCAACCCUGAAAACCAAAUUGUGGAGACUGACGGAACGAUGAACUUGGACAGCGAUGAAGGGGAAGAACCCUCACCUGAGGCUCUGGUCCGUUACCUCUCAAUGCGAAGGCACACGGUCGGAGUUGCUGACCCACGGACGGAGGUCAUGGAAGAUCUGCAGAAGCUCCUGCCUGGCUUCCCUCGUGUCACUCCUCAGGCUCCAUUCCUGCAGGUGACCCCAAAUGUGAACUUCAUGCACAAUGUGCUGCCUAGGCAGAACCUGCAGCCCACGGGUCAGCUGGAGUACAAGGAGCAGUCCCUGCUGCAGCCCCCCACUCUGCAGCUGUUGAAUGGCAUGGGCCCUCUGGGGCGGAGAGCAUCCGACGGUGGAGCUAACAUCCAGUUGCAUGCACAGCAACUGCUGAAACGGCCUCGAGGUCCAUCUCCACUCGUCACUAUGACUCCAGCCGUCCCAGCUGUCACUCCUGUGGACGAGGAGAGCUCUGAUGGGGAGCCAGAUCAGGAAGCUGUGCAGAGAUACUUGGCAAAUAGGUCAAAAAGGCACACUCUGGCAAUGACCAACCCUACAGCUGAAAUCCCUCCAGACUUGCAGAGGCAGCUAGGACAGCAGUCCUUCCGACCCCGGGCUUGGGCUCCACACCUGGUACCCGAUCAGCACCGUUCUAUUUACAAGGACUCCAAUACUCUGCACCUCCCCACCGAACGCUUCUCCCCGGUUCGGCGUUUCUCUGACGGUGCUGCCAGCAUCCAGGCUUUCAAAGCCCACCUGGAGAAGAUGGGCAAUAACAGUAGCAUCAAACAGCUUCAGCAGGAAUGUGAACAGCUUCAGAAGAUGUAUGGUGGGCACAUGGAUGAGAGGACACUGGAGAAGACACAGCAGCAACACAUGCUGUACCAGCAAGAGCAGCACCAUCAGAUUCUUCAUCAGCAGAUCCAGGACUGUAUCCGGCCACCUCAGCCUUCUCCACCCUUGCAAGCUCAAUGUGAAAACCAGCCAGCUCUGCUCACUCACCAGCUUCAGAGGUUACGGAUUCAGCCAUCCAGCCCGCCCCCAAAUCACCCCAAUAACCACCUCUUCAGGCAACCAAACAGCAGCCCACCUCCUGUGAGCAGCAGCGUGCUGCAGCCCCACGGUGCAGCCUCCCAGUCCCAGUUCCAAGGGAUGCCUUCCCACAACACGAUCUUCCCACAGUCUGGUAACUGUUCCCCUCCCCCAACCAUGGGGCUGACGUGUCUGGCCCUGCAGCAGCAGUCCCAGGCCCAGCAGGUCACCAUCCAAGUGCAGGAACCCGGCGACAUGGUCAGCAACAACCUCCUGCAAGGGGCCUCUGUGGCCGGGCAGGGCACCCACACACGGGGUAUGUCCAUCAGCCCCAGUGCCAACCAGAUCCAGAUGCAGCACCGCGCCAACCUGAUGGCCUCCCUCACCUAUGGCCACAGGCAGCUGUCCAAGCAGCUCAGCGCCGACAGCGCCGAGUCGCACAGUCUGAACGUGUACAGGAAUCCCCCCGCCAACUACGACCAGGUGCACUUACACCCCCACCUGUUCCCAGAGCAGCCUCGUGUUUCCCCCAGUAACUACAGCCCAUCAGGAGGAGUUGGGUUUCCUCCAGCUCAGCAAGCUCUCAAAGUCCCACAGCUUGACCAGUAUCCCAAUUUCCCUCAAAAUGCACAUCAGCAACAACAGCACUACACUGCAUCGGCACUACAGCAAGCACUGUUGUCCCCAACACCUCCUGACUACAGCCGACACCAGCAGGUACCACACAUCCUCCAGGGACUCCUUUCUCCCCGUCACUCUCUCACGGGGCACACGGACAUGCGGCUGCCCCAGGCAGAAUUUGCACAGCUCAUCAAACGACGGCAGCAGCAGCAACAGCAGCAGCAGCAAGAGUUUCAAGAGUUGUUCAGGCACAUGAGUCAAGGGGAUGCUGGAAACAUGGGCACCAGCAUGGGACAGAGCCUGUCGGAGCGUCAGUCGUUGUCUUUGCCUUAUCAGAGUGCUGACACCUAUCAUCCACAGAGCAGCCCCCAGCAUCUCCUAAAAAUCAGGGCUCAAGAAUGUAUCCAGCAGGUACCUGCAUCAGUGCCACCGCAUGGAUACGUACACCAGCCAGCUCUGUUCCACUCGGAGAGCAUGGAGGAGGACUGUGCGUGCGAGGGCGCCAGGGACAGCUUUCCAGACAGUAAGAAUUCAAAUACGUUGACCAAAGGUUGCCACGAGACCCCUCUGCUUGUAAAUGCAGGAGGGCACGGGGACCCAGAAUCUUUGCUAGGAACUGCUAAUCACGUUCAGGAGCUGGGGACGCAUCAAUACAGGCAUCAGCCCGCUGCUGGAUUCAGUAGGAAUAAGGUGCCCAGCAGAGAGUCCGUCGUAGGGAACUGUAUGGACAGGAGCUCCCCGGGCCAAGCCAUGCAGGUGCCUGACCACAACGGGCUGGGAUACCCAGCACGGCCGGCCUCCAGUGAGCACCCGCGGCCCCGCACCCUGCAGAGACAUCACACCAUCCAGAACAGUGAUGAUGCCUACGUGCAGUUAGAUAACCUGCCUGGGAUGAGUUUAAUGGCAGGAAAAGCGCUCAGCUCUGCUCGGAUGUCUGAUGCCGUCCUCAGCCAGUCGUCGCUCAUGGCCAGCCAGCAGCUGCGUGACAGGGAGAGUGAGGAAUGUGGGGAAAGUUUGGAAGCUCAAGAGCAUCCCAACCUAGGUGAUGGCAACCAGCAUCUAAACACCUCUUGUUACCCAUCGACGUGUAUCACAGAUGUCCUACUGAGCUACAAGCACCCAGAGGUGCCCUUUGGGAUGGAGCAGGCAGGGGUGUAAGCAGGAGGGAGUUUUAUGUACAGCUUUGAAAUGAAAAGGUCCAUUUUAAACCAACAGUAUCUAGCAGCAUUGCGCCAAAUUGCCGUAGUAUUUCUGACUAACUGGAAUACCAUGGCCCCCUUUCCUCAUAAUCACUUCAUCCAGUGUGCUGUUCCUUCAGUUUCUUUAAUUUUUAUUUUUUUUUUCCAAUUUUUUUGUUGGCCACAUUUGCCUGUAACUCCAGCUAUCACUGAAAUCACCGGAGAACCCAACCCUACGCGUCAGCGGAGCCCGAGCACCGAGUCUGGUUUGGAGGGCUGGUUUGUGAGCAUGCGGGGCCGGCGGUGGGAGCAGAGCCCAUGGAGCCCCCAGGGCAGGCAGGAGCCACAGUGCAUCCCUGCCCUGCACUGCAACCCUGCCCUGCAGUGCUGCUCCUUGGCCCUGAGCAGGGCAGCAGGGCGCUCUGCCCGUCCCCGCAGGUGGGAGCUGUGCUGUCCUGCCUCAUCUCUGCUUCUGCUCCUUCCUUCAUCACCGUGCUGAAAGGAUCACUUCUUCCCCUGCCCUCCCCCACCCCCUUUGUAAUUUUUGCAUUUCUGAUCCCCAUGCAAUUAUUUUUUCCCUUUUAAUUUCUUCCUCCUGGCUUAAUGUAGGGAAGACAGAUUUUUUUUUUUCCUUUGUUUUCUGAGCUUUUCCUCCUGAUCAUCUAGGAUUUUUUUUUUUUUGGUAAAUGUUGUUUUAUUAUUAUUGUUAUUAAUAAAACGCAAAAGGAAUUUCUGUUUGAGAGAAAUUUUUAACUAGAUUCUGUUCUAUAUGAAUUGUGACAUGCACCUUUUGUUCAAAGUAUUUUAUUUCUUUUAAUGACUUUGUAAUUGUGACUGGUUUUCUCUCUCGUGCCUGUGGCAGAAGUGGUUUUCUCCUUUAUGCAGCUCAAACGUGCAUAGAUCUCUUCUUUGUUCUUCUUGUUGUUCUUUCCUUGGCUGAGAGAAAGCAAAGCACCCCAGCAUCCAGGCCUUGGGGAGCGCGUGGCGUCACCAUUGCCUUUGGGACGUUGAAGCUACACCUGAAAUCCUUCUUUAAUGACACUUUUGGAGUAUUUAAAAAAUAGAUAUAUAUAAUAAUAAAAGAACCGACCCAGCCCUCCCGAAUUUGCACAGAAGGAAGUGUGAAACCAGCAUGGCAGAGGUUAAUUCGCUAUGGCUACCAACGCCUGCCCCCAGCCCCGGGAAAAGGAUGCUGAAUGGAUUCGCGGGCUGGAAAGCUGGAGAGGAGGAAGAGCCCCCAGCUGGCAGCCGCAGCUCCUGGGGGGGGAGGAGGCGCCGAAAGCCUUUUGCUCUGCGCCUUUGGUUCGUUUUCCUUUUGUUUACACGACACUGUAUUCCUGGGAGAGUCGGCCGCCCUCAGUCAGCACCCAGCACAGCAGGGACUCGCUUGUAACCGUGCCAUUUCGGUGCCAUUUCGCAGUAUCACACUUUUCGGUUUGGUUCCGUUUUGGUUUUGUUUUGUUUUUUUUUUUUAUCAUGGCUUUGUAUUGUAGUAAUCAAUACGCAGUAUAUGUUGAAUGUAUAUUAAUAUACUUUGCUAUUAUUUCUGUUUUUUGGAAAUGUCAGAAGUAUUUUUUUUUUUUUCUUCCUCGUUUAUGUUGGACUAAAAAAAAAAAAAAAGAAAAAAAAGAAAAAAAAAAGGAGAAAAGAAAAAAAAAACACAAGGAAAUUUCAGUCGAUCUUUGGUCCAUUUUUUUGUCGGUGUUUUUUUUUUUUUUUUUUUUUUUUUGUGGGUCACUUGCAACUCGUCAAUUAUUCGGACAGCGGGAUCAUGACAAAUAAAACCAUGAUGAUGAUCUUC
Molecule: messenger RNA, 5799 nt
Organism: Tympanuchus pallidicinctus (lesser prairie-chicken)
Lineage: Eukaryota; Metazoa; Chordata; Aves; Galliformes; Phasianidae
Gene: SIK3
Product: SIK family kinase 3
Exons: 25
Coding region: 214-3978 (1254 amino acids)
Biological process (GO): microtubule cytoskeleton organization; intracellular signal transduction; protein phosphorylation
Cellular component (GO): cytoplasm
Molecular function (GO): ATP binding; protein serine/threonine kinase activity; tau-protein kinase activity
Source: RefSeq, a predicted model, not a curated record